CGCGACACAGCCAUGACUGCCUUCAAGGGCAUCUGGACUAAAGAGUUCUGGCGCUGUGUGGGGGCUGAGUUCUUUGCCAUGCUGCUCUUCGUCUUGCUUAGUCUUGGAUCAACUAUCAACUGGGGGGCUGUUGAGGAGGAUCCCCGUCCCCCUGACCUGGUGCUCAUCUCUCUCUGCUUUGGCCUGAGUAUUGCCACCAUGGUGCAGUGCUUUGGCCACAUCAGCGGUGCUCAUAUCAACCCGGCAGUCACAGCAGCCAUGGUGGUGACUAGGAAGCUCAGUCUGGCAAAAGCAUUCUUCUACCUGCUGGCCCAGUGUGUAGGAGCCAUAGUUGGAGCAGCCAUACUGCACGGCAUCACCCCAGUUUCUGUUAGGGGUGGCAUGGGGGUCACCACGGUAAAUACGAGCAUCUCUGUGGGAAAUGCCCUGGUUGUAGAACUUUUUAUCACCUUCCAGCUGGUCUUCACUGUGUUUGCUACCUGUGACCACAAACGUAGCGACCUGAAGGGUUCAUCUGCUUUGGCCAUCGGCCUCUCAGUGUGUAUUGGUCACUUCUUUGCGAUUCCCUACACUGGAGCCAGCAUGAACCCUGCCCGAUCCUUUGGUCCAGCCGUGGUCACAUGGAGCUGGGAAAACCACUGGGUGUACUGGGUGGGUCCAUCUCUGGGCGGGGCUCUGGCCGCAGCCCUGUAUGAGUACCUGUUCUGUCCAGACCCAGAGCUGAAGAAACGUUACUCCCAGGCCUUCAUCAAAACACCCUUCACCUCUACCAUACACCGGCAGGACUCAGUCACGGCCCAGGAGCCUCUCUUCACCGUCAUGGAUGUGGAGAGAGCUGAGAGGAAGGAAAGGGAGAGGGAGGUAUCAGAGGAGGUGCUGUCGUCUGUAUGA
Molecule: messenger RNA, 891 nt
Organism: Toxotes jaculatrix (banded archerfish)
Lineage: Eukaryota; Metazoa; Chordata; Actinopteri; Toxotidae
Product: aquaporin-4-like
Exons: 4
Coding region: 13-891 (292 amino acids)
Biological process (GO): transmembrane transport
Cellular component (GO): basolateral plasma membrane; plasma membrane
Molecular function (GO): water channel activity
Source: RefSeq, a predicted model, not a curated record